CAUAACAACCUUUGUCAAACAGAAAUGGUUUGUUUAUUUUUCCAGCGAUCAAACGAUUUUCGCACAGAAAUGUAGCCCAACUUUUCAGUUUUGGUUGACAACACAACAAAUUUGAAAUAUGUUGUCCCCGAAAGGCAAACGAACAUCAAACUUAGAUGUAAUGGCAAAUAUGGCAGCCUCCAGAGCGGCGGCUACUUACUUCGACAAGAUUGAAAGAUAUGAACUGCAAGAAACUUUGGCGCAUUCGUCUUAUGAUUGCCUGUUAUCGACCGAGGACACUAAAAUACCUGUAGAAAUGCCUAAAGGUUUGAUAAGUAAUAUGAAUAUUGCUUCGGACUCAGACAAAUGUCUAUUUUUAUUGCCAGCGGAAGAAGGCAUUGAUAGCCUAGAACUGAGAGAAGUUCACCAGAUCGUUAGAGAAUUAGUAACAGGUAUUUAUGUCCUUAAUCAAACACCUUCAGUGCAUUUAGAGGCUAAUUAUGAUGAUAGCACAGCAUGUCACCUACCUCCUGCCUACUGUGAUACUAGAGUUGGUCAACUCCUUAUUGAAGUUGACUAUUUGAUGAAAAGUUUAUGGCAUGGAGCUUAUUUUCCAAAGGAUAAACGCACCAAGUUUGCCGAACGUUGGAGACAUUUGGUGAAUUUAAACUCGCAUACAGGAGUCCCAGAAACAAAGCGGAACAUUGAACUGAUUUGGAUGGAAGCAGGGUUUAUGGACAUGUCUAAGGAUCCAAAUUAUUCCGCUUCUUUUAAAAACAUUCCAGACAUGGCAAGUAAUGAUGAUUUACAGGUUCAAGAACAGAUGCAUGUUUUUACUAAACACAUUGAAGAGCUGUCAAUGAUCAUGACAUUUCAUCAAAAAAGUAUCAAACAUCAUGACAGCAUGUUUCUUAUUGAUGCUGAUUACCACAUAAGUAGUGCUGUCAAAUCUGAUAGUAUUGACCUGAAAUCUGCUGAGAGAUUACAAAAAUAUCUUUCAAAACAUGAGAAAUUCAUUCAGGAAACUUUGCCAAUCAAGCCAGAAGUGCGACGCCAACUUCUUUUGCUGAAGUUAAUAAGUUUUCUUGUGCCAUUUUUUGUUGCACUACGGAAACGUUGCAAAAUCAUCAACAUUAAUAAACUACUACCAGGGUUCACUUUUGAAGAAUGUAAAACUGAGAGAGAGUUUCCACCUUUGGUGAUAUCAAAGAAUAACAAAUGGAAACAUUUUGUGACUGAUGAUUCAUAUAGCCAUCUUCAUGGUGGUAUCUUAAUUGACAGGAAAACUGCACCAGUUUCAGAACUUCAACAUGAUUUGGCACAACAUUAUGAUGAGAUUUGCAAUGAAGCACUGUCGAAAUUUAACAAAAUCAUUGAUGCCAAAUCACCAAUGUUGGAGAAAUACCCGUUAUCAACUGUUACCAUUUAUGGAACAGAGUAUUAUGCAAUUGCAUUUUACUUGGAGACAUUUUAUCCAGUUUCUCCUAAACAACCACUCUGGGUUCAUGCUCAUUAUGAAGAGAUAAAUAAGCUGAAGAGUAAGAAGCUGCCAAUUCAAGAGUACCUUAUUUAUGAACUUUUCAAGAAGAGGUUUGGUACUCAACAAACAAUGAAUCUCAAGCACCAUUUUGCUGGUCUCCAGGCAGCAUGUCAACGGGGAAUGGUGGGUGUAGCAUAUAGUCUAGGAAGGAGGCUCCCUGCAUCAAGGUUAUCCAUGCAGGAUGUAAGUGGUUUGUCACUGAUUCAUUAUGCUGCCAUGUACAAUUGGCCACAAGUUAUUACACUGCUGGUUGUAAAUGGUUGUGAUAUCAAUGCAAGAAGGUUUAAUAGCAUCCCAUCACAACAGGGUGUAGCUCCUCUCCAUCUUGCGGCAAAGUGUGGUGCACUUGACAGCUUAUCAUGCCUCCUUGGUUACAAGGCUGAUGCUUUGCUGUAUGAUAUCCAGGGUUGGUGUCCUGUACACUAUGCUAGUUAUUUCAACCAUCGAAGCUGCCUUGAACACCUAGUAUGUAGGAACAGGGACAUGUUGGAACUUAAGGCAAAAAGUGGUAAGAAUGAAACCCCAAUUUUACUGGCUGCCUCGAGUGGUGCUCUAGAUGCUGUGAAAUGCUUACUUUAUCUUGGUGCAAAUACACAAGCAGAGGAUACAGAGGGAAAUAACAUGGUUCACAUUGCAGCAUUACGUUUGCAUACAAACAUCCUUGAAUUCUUUAUUGGAAAGGAAGCAUCAACUCCAGAAAUGUCUGUUUGGAGAAUUCUUGUUGAUAUGUUGAAGUCAGGCAUUGCUAAACGACAGUUAAAUGCAGCCAAAGCACUCAAUGUUUUGUCUGUUGUCAAGGAAGAAUAUUGGAAAGAUGUUUUAGAAGCAAACGGUGUUCCCGCCUUAGUUGCCCUACUUGAUACCAAACAUGAAGUAAUUCAAGCCACAGCAGCAUCAGUACUCUGUAAUAUUGGUGAGAUCGAGGAGAUCCGUAGGGCAAUGUGUAAAGCAAAUGCUGUACCAAUCUUAGUUACACUUCUUCAAUCUUCGAUGCCAAUCAUUCAUUCCCGAGCUGCGGUCAUUCUUGCUGAUGUCUCGUGCGUAGGCAAUACCAUGGAAAGUGUUGACCAAGCGGGACUACGAUGUUUGAUCGCGUUACUCAAGUCAGACGUGGAACACGUUCUUGUGAAUGUUGUUAACUGCAUUCGUGUAUUAUGUGAAAGUUAUCAAGUCAUUCAAGAAACGUUUGCUCAUAUUGAGGAUGCCUUGGUCACACUUGUUGAGCUGCUUGAAACGAACUCCAAACGCCUUCAGGCUAACACUGCCUCUGCUCUUAGUGCGAUUGCCCGAGACAGUCGCAUCAACCAGGAUCUUAUUUCAUCGAUACCCGGUGCAGUAAAAGGUCUAGUUGAAUUGGUAAACUCCAAGAAUUCUGUAUGUCAGGUGAAAGCAGCGAGCGCCAUUGAAUCUAUGGCUCAAAGCAAUUUUAAUGUUCAGAGAUUGGUAGAAGAUGCUGGAGCCGUUAGACCUCUUAUAAGGUUGCUCAAAAUAUGGUCCAUCGAGGUCAAAGAACAAGGAGCUAGUGCACUGUGGGCGCUUGCUGGCGAUACGUUAUUGCGACAAAAGCAUAUUGCUGAAAUGAUAGGAAUCAAUAUUCUCGUGGACAUGUUGAUGUUGAAGUCUGAAAAACUUCAGUUUAUCUCAGGAAUGGCGAUCAUCGCAUUAGCAAAAGAAAACUUUCCAAACCAAAGACUCGUUGUUAAAGGUGGUGGGAUUCCUCCACUUGUUCGUCUCCUACGAGCCACGUCCACUCCACCUAAGAUUCUGUUAAUGGUUGUUGAAGUUCUUGGUACUCUUUGUGUUGGAGUUGCGCAUCAAUCUCAUCAAGUCAUUCAGAUGGAAAUAGCGAAUGCCGAUGCUCUGCCAACGUUGGUUAAUCUAAUGCGGAAUUGUAAGGAUUCUCUGUUGCAGGUGGAGGUUGCCAACACCUUGAGCAAAAUAGCAUUGAAUAAUCCAAAAAGUCAUGCAAUUCUCGUAGAGAAAACGCAAUUCCAUAUUUCUGAGCUGCUUCAUCUCUUGCGGUCCAGUAAUGUUGACGUUCGUCUCAAAGUUGGAACGGCUUUGGGGACAUUUGGCUUCAACAACACAGCUACCCAAUACGCCAUUCGUAAUGCAGGAGGAAUUCCGAUGAGCUGUUUUGAAGAAUUCUUGGUUUCUCAUGACGAGAUACAAAGAGCUUAUGCUGCAUUUCAAACUGUGGUUUUGGCGCGUGUUAUUGAAGAUAGCGACCCGGUUGAACUAUCAGCUCGAGGUGUGGAGUGCUUAGUUGGGCUUCUCAAGUCUGAAGACGAAGCAGUAAAAACAUUGUCAGCAAGUUUAGUUGCUAGUUUAGCGCAUACCCGAGCUGGGAUACCUAAUGGUCUUAUCACUGCAGGUGCCAUCGGCUAUUUAUUUCAAAACUUGAUGUUGGCGAAUGAACAAGUGUGUCGCAGCGCGGCAGUUGCAUUAGGUUAUCUAUCAUUCGAUGGUUCUGGUGCACGUGAAAUGCUCGUGAUCUGUCGUAAUAAACCUGGAUUAUACUCGGCUUUGAAAAAGAACUUGGGUAGUGGGAAAAUGUGUAUGGAAUUUGUCGAUAGUUGGCAAAGAGCGGUAAACGUUGGGUUGCCGAGCAUCAGUUUAGAGAUCAACGGUGGACCACCAGUUCCUCGGCGUUUGCCAAUCGAAGAACGUCUACGGCGACCUAUGACUACACAAAGUUUACCAACAUGUCGGGAAAAAAAUCGUCGUGAGAGAAAGCUUGCUGUAAGAUCGUGUGCUUCAGCACCUGCUAUCGCUUCGUCCCACAGAGCCACCACAAGACCAAAGUCAGUAAAAUGGUUACGAGAAGGAGUAUCAGAGCAUACAAAAAUAUUAAACAUGAGGCCGACAGUUGAAAACAAGAUAAAACAGAAUAUAGCCAGUGCAAGUUGAAGAAAGUUAGUACUCUAAAUUGUUUUAGCACGAGAUACUAACAGCGUGAUAACAGCGUGACCAUAAACAACACGAAGUCAACCAGAUUUACCAGAAGUACCAGAUUUGGACUGUAGACUGCAAGAAGUUUUCAUGAAGUGUUCUACAGAACACUUAUAUAUACUGUAGUCAAUAAUAUAAUUUAGGAUAGACAAAUUGAAAUAAAAUAUUAUGCAAGGAAUGAAGCCUAUGGAGGUCUAGGAGAUGUCCUCAGUGCCUUGAAUGGCUACAACAUGGUCUUACGUUGUGUUUGCAUUAAAUUACAGAAUUUAAACACAAACAAACUCUAUAACCUAAAUUUAUUUAUGUAACUUUUAACUGUAAAAAUAUUUAUUGAAAUGUACAAAUUAUAAUGACAUG
Messenger RNA from Dendronephthya gigantea, 4828 nucleotides. Its product is annotated as ankyrin and armadillo repeat-containing protein-like. Bases 119 to 4429 code for a protein of 1436 amino acids. Gene Ontology annotation, molecular function: protein binding. The record is from RefSeq and is a predicted model, not a curated record. Lineage: Eukaryota; Metazoa; Cnidaria; Anthozoa; Malacalcyonacea; Nephtheidae. The transcript has 11 exons.